GGUAUGUUACAAGAAAUGAUAGUUGAACGGCUGAACGUGGGGCACUGUAUGCAGGAAAGGGAGGAGAAAGAUGCGGAGCGGGCUCAAGCAUCACUGAACGGCAUUAUCACCCUAAAUGUACUUCUCAACAGAAGUCAAGUAUUAGAGUUUAACUACAAGAUGGCGACCGGGGUCGUUCUCUGCUGGCUCGGGUGCAUGGUCUUGACGGUUUUUGCUGUACAUCCGGACGACAUCGCAUAUGUCCAGACGAAGGUGUCUCCCUCUGGUCUCGAGAUCCAGGCGACAGAUGGCACUGUGUACAUUGAAGCAGUUGGCAGUCGGAGUCGUGGUGUCCUGAAAUGUUCUGUGUCACGUGACAAAGACGCCGUAGCAAAGCUGUUGGGCAACAAAAAUGUCGUCACAAAAACAAUUGGACAGGCGAAAGUUAAAGAUGUGGUGAGUCUCUGUGAACAGCGUCACCAGUUCUCAUACCGAGUUGUCGCCCCUGCCGCUCUGCCGCCUCAGCCAUUCGCCCCCGAGAAGACCGCUCAGCCCGCGGGGUCAGGCAGCAGCCUCCUCAUCGUCCCCGGGACCAAGUGGUGUGGGGAGGGGAACGUCGCCAACAGCUACGAUGACUUGGGGACCUCGAGACAGACUGACGCUUGUUGCCGGACACAUGACCACUGUCCAUACUUCAUCGACGCCUUCGAUUCCAAAUACCAUUACCAGAACCUGUAUCCAUGGACGCUGAGCCUCUGUGACUGUGACAAGGCGCUAUACCAGUGCCUCAAGAGUGUCAACAACUCCGCUUCAAACGAGGUGGGCACCGGUUUCUUCGGCGUCCUGGACGUGGAGUGUUUUACGUUUACCAGGGGCGAGUACUGUGCCGAGUACCACUGGUCUCAUCUAUGGUGUGAACAGAAGACUACUGGUCCAAAGGCAGUUGUGAAGAAACUAGGAUUACACUGGUAGAUGCUGGAGGUGGUAAUAAAUGUAAUAUGGGUACUG
This is a messenger RNA of Haliotis rubra (blacklip abalone), 987 nucleotides long. RefSeq lists its product as uncharacterized. The record is from RefSeq and is a predicted model, not a curated record. Bases 4 to 951 code for a protein of 315 amino acids. Gene Ontology annotation, biological process: phospholipid metabolic process; arachidonate secretion. Lineage: Eukaryota; Metazoa; Mollusca; Gastropoda; Lepetellida; Haliotidae. Gene Ontology annotation, molecular function: A2-type glycerophospholipase activity. The transcript is spliced from 7 exons.